This is a messenger RNA of Hymenoscyphus albidus, 1195 nucleotides long. Lineage: Eukaryota; Fungi; Ascomycota; Leotiomycetes; Helotiales; Helotiaceae. The record is from the annotation of a GenBank genome assembly.
AUGACCAAACCACCAAAGCGGCGCAGAGACGCCAAUGCCAACAGCUCACAAGUCCCCAACGAGCAGGAACCACCAAAGAAGCGAAAGAAGAAUACUAUAAAGCUACCCAAGUAUCAGGAUGAAAACGUCGGUCCGAGUCGUCUGAUGCCAGCGAAGACGUUUAAUACCGAUCGAGAGUUUACGGGGACGCUUUCGGUCAAAGUUGGUGAUGGUGGUGCUAGCAAGAGAGGUGUUGAUACGACCAAGAGCGGUGGUGAUGCUACUACCAAUGUUAAAGCUACUGGAGCCAAAAAGAGAGGUGCUGAUUCGGCUAUUUCUAACAAAAGAGGAUCGAAACGUACGAAGAUCUCGAGAACAGGGCAUAUUGAAAAGAACGGAAGUGUGACAGAGACCGCCGUCCCAGUCAUAGAAAACAAGACAUCAACAGCCAACACUACCAACAACAACACAAAAGUCCGUAGCUUCCCCUCCCCCUAAACCCAUCUAACACCCCCAGUCCUUCACCCUCUUCCCCCUCCUCCCCCCCGAACUCCCCUAUCAAAUCUGGGAACACGCAUCCCUCACCCCCCGCCUCAUCCGCUGGGGCCGUCAAGCACCCCCAGGAAUCUACCACGCAAACCAGGAAUCCCGACAUAUCGCCCUCAAGCACACCGCAAAACCAAUCAAGCGGCCCUUAUACCGACAUCUCGACUAUUGCUUCUACUUCACCGGCACACGAGACAUCCUCUACCACCUCACCCCCCUCCCAACCGCCGAAGCCAUCCGGCAAGAACGCCGACGCUUCUGUCCUCUCACGACAUCCGGUGUGCGACGACUCGCCAUACCGCUCGAUGACGCGUUUCGAGCCGCUAGGAAUGAUCUCACCGUAGGAUUUCUGGGGGGUCCGACGGUGCCGGAUAAUUUGUGGAAGAAAAUUGAUAAGUUGUUCCCGGAGUUGGAGGAGUUGAUUGUGUUGUUGUUUCCGCAUCCGAAGCGGGGGGAUGAGAUUGGGGAUUUUAGGGUGGUGGAUUAUUUGGCGGUUAGGGCGACGGAGACGCUGGGGGUGUUGACGGUGCAGCAGUAUGGUUUUAUGGGGGUGGUGAGGGAGGCGUGGGAGAAGAGGGUGGUGUUGGGGAAGAAGGUUGUGGGGAAGUUGACGUUUGUGAAGAAGUUGAGUGAGCCUGGGGUGCAUUGUACGGAGGUUUUGGAUGCUUAG